GCAACAUUUAGCCCCUCACUGUACAGUUGUGGGUCUGUUCAUGGUGCGGGUUUGUGAGAGAAAGAUGAAGUUCUUAUUGGCGGUUACGAUUAUUGUUGCUUCGGUGUUUUUCCUGAUGCUGCCGAAUGGUUCUCAGGCUGAUGAGAAAAAGAAAGGACCUAAAGUAACAGCCAAGGUAUAUUUCGAUAUCCGUAUUGGAGAUGAGGAUGCAGGGCGUAUCGUCAUCGGCGUGUUCGGAAAGACCGUCCCAAAGACCACAGAGAAUUUCAUCACUCUGGCAACAGGAGAGAAAGGAUUUGGUUACAAGGGCAGCAAGUUCCACCGUGUCAUUAAAGACUUCAUGAUUCAGGGAGGUGACUUCACCAGAGGUGAUGGAACUGGAGGCAAGAGCAUCUACGGUGACCGCUUCCCUGAUGAGAACUUCAAGCUGAAGCACUAUGGCCCAGGAUGGUUGAGCAUGGCCAAUGCAGGCAAGGACACUAACGGCUCACAGUUCUUCAUCACCACUGUGCAGACACCAUGGCUCGAUGGCAAACAUGUUGUCUUUGGCAAGAUUCUUGAGGGCAUGGAUGUGGUCAGAAAGAUCGAGAGCACAAAGACAGAUGGCAGAGAUAAACCAUUAAAAGAUGUCACCAUCCAUGAUUGUGGCAAGAUUGAAGUGGAUAACCCUUUUGCUAUUGUAAAAGAGUGAAAUUACCCUAAGGGGAGAAACAGGACUGUGGGUUUCUGGGGGUUAAAAGGUGUGUUGUACCACUAUUUUUACUGCAUAGUUUUCGGUGCUCAAAGUCGACUCCUUCCUACUUUGUAGUGGUUGGCAAAGCAUCACACCUUGGGUCCAUCUUGAACAAUCAUUCCACAUGAUCAAACUGAUGCACUUAACAUCUGCUUUUUUGUAAACAAAUGUCAAAUAAAGGAUCCUGGUUUUGUUA
Trichomycterus rosablanca is the source of this 929-nucleotide messenger RNA. RefSeq names its product peptidylprolyl isomerase B (cyclophilin B) (gene ppib). Lineage: Eukaryota; Metazoa; Chordata; Actinopteri; Siluriformes; Trichomycteridae. The transcript is spliced from 5 exons. Gene Ontology annotation, biological process: protein peptidyl-prolyl isomerization; protein folding. The record is from RefSeq and is a predicted model, not a curated record. The coding region runs from base 41 to 691 and encodes 216 amino acids. Gene Ontology annotation, molecular function: peptidyl-prolyl cis-trans isomerase activity.